Hypomesus transpacificus is the source of this 2782-nucleotide messenger RNA. It is a transcript of the gene pik3ip1, whose product is annotated as phosphoinositide-3-kinase interacting protein 1. The record is from RefSeq and is a predicted model, not a curated record. Gene Ontology annotation, molecular function: endopeptidase activity; signaling receptor binding. Lineage: Eukaryota; Metazoa; Chordata; Actinopteri; Osmeriformes; Osmeridae.
GUCAGUGGUGAGGAGAGCGUGUUCUAGGACCUUGAAGACGGCUGCUGCUCGGCUACUGCAGAGGGAGUUCCUUCUCAGAGAGAGGCUGUUUACGAAGAAAACUGGAAUCUUUCUUCUCUUCGACAAUAACAACGACUCGACUUCAGCGAGGGGAGCAGUUUGACUGAACUAUUCAGCAUAGGCUUUUCUGUUUUUCGAAAAAAUAUUAUAUUUCUUUGAAGCAUUUAAAAAGAAAUCGUUCGUGCAGUAUGUUUCCAUUUGUUUCUUCACCCCGAAAACUUAGCAAGAUGCUUUUCUCAUUGCACUUUGUUUUGCUAAGCGUUGCAGUGGUGGUCGACAGCACAAUUAAAGACUGCAUCACCGCCAGCGGCGAGGACUACAGAGGCGGAAAGAGCAGCGCUUCCACGGGACAAACCUGUCUGAACUGGACCAACACUACCAGAGACUAUGAUGUUACAAGCCGCUCUGACUCGGAACAUGGUGUUGGAGACCAUAACUACUGCCGUAACCCCGACGCGUCCAGCCAGCCCUGGUGCUACGUGUCCGGCCUGGACGCACAGAUCCACAGACUCUCCUGUGCCCUCCAACCUUGCCAAGAACAAGCAGUACCGGCUGAGGCUGGUUCAGAGGCCGAGGCUGGUUCAGAGCAGACCCCGUCUCUGCGGUGGCCUUCCAGCCCGACCAGCCCGCCCCCGACCAGCCCGCCCCCGACCAGCCCGCCCCCCGACCAGCCCGCCCCCCGGUCAGGAAGAAGGGCUGCCGUCCAGCCUGUCAUGGGCAUCAGCCAGCGCGUACGCACCGGACCAACGAAGAAGAAGGACCUCGGCACUCUGGGCUACGUUCUGGGCGUCCUCAUGAUGGGCCUCAUCAUCCUGCUCGGAGUGGGCAUCAGCGUGGGCUUCUUCUAUAAGAGGGGUCGUGACCUGAAGAAGCACCACGAGCAGCGCGUGUACGAGCGGGAGAUGCAGCGUAUCACCCUGCCUCUGUCCGCCUUCUCCAACCCCACCUGCGAGCUGAUGGACGAGAACACCAUCGUGAUCACGGCCGGAGACACCACCCCCGGCCAGGACGGGGGCGUGGAGGAGGGCGGAGACCCCCUCAUGGCCUCCGCGGGCACCCCCGGAGGCUUAGACCCCCCCCAUGGGGUCGCAGAACGGACCGUGACGAGGACCAAAACCAAUCCACCCCCCGCCCCCUCCUCUCUCUCUGCCCUCUUAGACCCCCUCCCCGUUUUACCGAGCUGUGAGGCGAAGGGGAGCUCCAAAGACUGAACUGACGUCUGUGUCGCUACGAUAUCCUGCAUGUCAAGGCGGGUUUGUCACGAACAGGAAGUGACACGUGGCGAGAAGCCGUUGUGGGGGGAAGGAGAGAUGGGUGUGUACAAAAGUGCAUGUCUGGGGUGCACGUUGAACUGUUCGAUAUUUAUAUAAAAUAACUUGAUGCCUGGGCAGACCUGUUUCUCUUGUAGCUGGUUUGAAUGUCUUGUGAAUGGGGAUUAGCAUCAAUCGUUGUUUAUAUUGGGUUGUGAUUUUCAGAGAAUUGCUGUGUUAAGAAGGUAUCUGAUGUCAUUAUAAGAUGACACUCUGAGGCGUUCCACGCUAGCAGGGCCGAGCUGACGUAGAGGUCAGUCCUUCCUCACAGCUGCUCCCCCUGGAUGGCUGGGACAGGGUCUAAUGUCGCUAAGAAAGACCAGAGAGCUCUUGUACUGGUGUUACUUGUUGGGUGAGCUGUAUCAUAGCAGGAUGAGGGGGUUCUGAGGGUGACGCUGGUCUGGGGGAUGUCGCCCAGUCUGACCCUGUGACAGUGCCUUAGAGCGAUGCCUCUGACUGGCCCUCAUGUGAAGGUGCCUUAGAGCGAUGCCUCUGACUGGCCCUCAUGUGAAGGUGCCUUAGAGCGAUGCCUCUGACUGGCCCUCAUGUGAAGGUGCCUUAGAGCGAUGCCUCUGACUGGCCCUCAUGUGAAGGUGCCUUAGAGCGAUGCCUCUGACUGGCCCUCAUGUGAAGGUGCCUUAGAGCGAUGCCUCUGACUGGCCCUCAUGUGAAGGUGCCUUAGAGCGAUGCCUCUGACUGGCCCUCAUGUGAAGGUGCCUUAGAGCGAUGCCUCUGACCGUGGCCCUCCCUGGGGCGGUGCUGGCAGGAGUCCAAACCUCCGGCUGCCACAGGUUAAGCACUGACAGGACAAAGGGAGAUGUGUGUGUGUGCGAACCUGAGAAGACAGGCCGUACUCGGAACUGCCGGGACUCGGUCGAGCACAGUCGUCUGGUGAGAACCGGACAGAACCGGUCUCCUACGCUCAGUACAAUGGAGCCACACUGUCUACGAAGCCUGGAGCUUAGAUUUGAUUUGGACCAUUGAAUUAUGUGAACUAUAUUUUGGGACACAUUGAGGGAUAAUUAUGGAAGAUUCAGAAGGAACAGCUGAAUACUUUUUCAAAGGUCCAUGAUGUGAUGCGAUGGUGGUUACUGCUGAAAGCACAGAGAUAAUGAAUGUCAUCAGUCCAUUAAUCAUUGACUACUUUACAAUCUAGUAAAUUAAGUUUAUUCUGUUUCUGUGCUACUGUUGUAAUGUCACUUCAAAUUGUCUUUUUGGGGUGAUUCCAUUUAAAAGUUACUUGAUCUGUAUCACUGGUCAUUUUGUUUGUCUUUUUUUGUUGUUGCUUAUUGUAAAUACUUGAUUUACCUUUUGCAAUGGAUUUAAGUUCGGUUUCAUAAAUAGUUAUUGUAUUUGUAUGUUUGGCAGAUUUUACUGCUGUGACAAAGAAAUAAAACUGAUUAAAAAAAGAA